Saccharomycopsis crataegensis is the source of this 2955-nucleotide messenger RNA. RefSeq names its product transcription regulator. The transcript has a single exon. Bases 1 to 2955 code for a protein of 984 amino acids. Gene Ontology annotation, biological process: negative regulation of transcription by RNA polymerase II. Gene Ontology annotation, cellular component: transcription repressor complex. NCBI's taxonomy places the organism in Eukaryota, Fungi, Ascomycota, Saccharomycetes, Ascoideales, Saccharomycopsidaceae. The record is from RefSeq and is a predicted model, not a curated record. Gene Ontology annotation, molecular function: RNA polymerase II cis-regulatory region sequence-specific DNA binding; protein binding; chromatin DNA binding.
AUGUCGGCGCUUCACCAGCCUUCAUCCAUCGCAAGGAGUCCAAUGAUAAAUCCCAACAGUCACCACUUACCUGCCGCCACCCCUCCCCAGCAGAACCAAUACCUCCCACCACCACCACACCACCAUAUCAGAAAUGAUUCUAGUGGCCUAAAUGGCAGUUCUCAACAUCAUCAUCAACCACCACCACCCGGUCCAGCUACGUUGCCACCUCCUGCUUCACAACAACAACAACAGCCACCACCACAACAACAGCAGCAACAACAACAACAACCACAGCAACAACCACCAUCAUCGGCCCAAGGAAUGACCCAACAGUCAUCUCAGCAAGUCUCAUCUCAACAACAGACGGAAAACCCUUCGUAUGUUGCCAGUAUAAAUGCCAUGGCCGAUACCUGGUUCUCGAUCGCCUCUUGUUUUGAAACUAUGGGCAACGCUGAUCGUGCAGUACAGGCUUAUAACUCUGUCCUCAAAGUCAAUCCUGGCAAUGCUCCAGCUUUGACCAGACUUGGGAAUUUGUACCGCCAUCGUGAUAUGUUCUCCACUGCCGCAGAACUUUAUCAAAAAGCGUUGACCACCGAUAAUUCUAAUGGGGAAACCUGGGGGUUACUUGGUCAUUGCUACUUGAUGUUGGAUGAUUUACAGAGAGCCUACGCUGCGUACCAACAAGCAUUGUAUCAUUUGCAAAAUCCAAAUAUCCCUAAAUUAUGGCACGGAAUUGGGAUCUUAUAUGAUCGUUAUGGAUCUCUUGAAUUCGCAGAGGAGGCGUUUGCUCGUGUUCUUGAACUCGAUCCAAACUUUGAAAAGGCAACAGAAAUUUAUUUCCGACUCGGGAUCAUUUACAAACAACAAAACAAAUGUACCCAAUCGUUGGAUUGUUUCAAAUAUAUUCUCCCAGAUCCUCCAUCACCGUUGACCCAACCAGAUGUGUGGUUCCAAAUCGGAUCUGUUCUUGAACAACAACGUGAUUUCACUGGAGCAAAGGAUGCGUAUGAAAGAGUUCUCCAAUCGAACCCGCGUCAUGCAAAAGUCCUUCAACUUCUCGGCUGUUUGUACUCUCAACAAGCUGCAAAUUUCCACAAUCUUGAUUCAGCCCUUCAACUUCUUAAUCAAUCUCUCGAACUCGACCCAGAAGAUGCUCAUACUUGGUACCAUCUUGGUCGUGUUCAUAUGGCCAAAGGUGAUUAUAAUGAAGCAUAUGAAGCGUUUCAACAUGCCGUCAAUAAAGAUUCCCGUAACCCAACGUUCUGGUGUUCUAUUGGGGUUCUUUAUUAUCAAAUUUCUCAGUAUCGUGAUGCUCUUAAUGCCUACACUCGUGCUAUUAGAUUGAACCCAUAUAUCUCCGAAGUUUGGUAUGAUUUGGGUACGUUGUAUGAAACUUGCAAUGGCCAGUUGACCGAUGCGUUAGAUGCUUACAAUCAUGCGCAAAGCUUAGAUCCAAACAACCCUCACAUCAAGGCCAGAUUGGAGCAAUUACAAAGAUAUCAAAAGGAAGGUGGUACUUCAACCUUGCCACCUCCUUCAUUGGAAAUACGAUUGCCUUCAGGGAUGAUUCCAAAUAGACAAGAUCAAGAAUUCCAACAGCAGAAACCUUUAAGACAAUUGGAAAUGGGGACCACCCCGCUAGCACAACCAGCUCCACAAUCUCAAGCGCCAGCUCUUCCAGCUCCUCCAUCUCAAGAUAGUUAUCCAUCUCAAGUUAAACCCGCUAGCUCUACGAAUAGCUACCGUGAGAAGCCACAGGUGCACACACAAGGCCCUAAUGCAGUUUCUUAUCCUCCUCAUUCCACAUCACAACCUGUUGCAGCACCUCCUAACGCUGUUGCUCCAGCUCCACUACCAGCCCCUGUUCAAGAUCCAGUUAUAACUCCAGCACCAAUAGUAACUCCGGUUCCAAUUUCGGUGGCUCCAAGUAGAGCAUAUCCAGAUAUUUUGAACAAUGGAUCUAAAAGCUCUACACAUAGCCAAUUUUCCGACCAAGCAGCCACAGCCCCAACACAAAUCCUAACAACUGUUAAUAAUGCUUCUAAUUCUGUUGAAAAACCAGUUAAGCAAGAUUUAAAACCUCUUGUACCGGCGAAACGUGAAUCUGAAUUAAAUAAUGGUAGUUCCAAGGAAAAAAUUAGAAAAACACUGUCCAGCAAUGGUGCUAGGAAUAACAUUAUGAAGUCUUCAGAGAUCUCUAAAACUUCUGUCGCCACUACUACUGAAAAAUCAAAUGGGAAUGGUAGCAAUGCCAAUGAAAACCCAGCAGCCUUGGUUGAGCUGAAUAAGGAGACGAAUGAUACUACUACAGUAGCAACUGAAACAGAAAAGGGGGUUGCUGAUAAGGAAGAAGCCGCUACGACGACCCAAAAUUCUGAUUUGAAAUUGCCUGACGCUAAGCCUGUUGAUGAAGAUGAAGACGAAGAAUUGAACGAAGAAGAAAAGGAUGAGAUUAAGGAAAGACAAAUUGAAGAAGAUGAAGAUUAUGAUGAUGAGGAAGAAGAAGAAGAAGAAGAAGAAGAAGAAGAAGAAGAAGAAGAAGAAGAAGAAGAAGAAGAAGAAGAAGAAGAAGAAGAAGAAGAAGAAGAAGAAGAAGAAGAAGAAGAUGAAGAAGAAGAUGAAGAUGAAGAAAAUAAGCCAGCCCUGACAGAAACUCCAAAUAAAACUGAUGAAGUACCAAAGGAUGAUACAGAAAUGAAGGAUGCCAACUCGGAUACGAAUGUGAAUGAAGAAAAGGACAAAGCUGAUAAGAUAGAAGAAGAAAGAAAAAGCAUUAAAAAUGAAGAAUUGGAGCAGAUGGAAGAAGAAAAGAAUACAGAGGAAACUGGUAAAACUGAUGAUGAAUACCAGAAAGAAGUUGAAGGCGCUCCAAAGGAAGAAGUAAAGAUUAAGGAAGAAGCAAAGAUUAAGGAAGAAGCAAAGAAUAAUCAAGAUGAAAAGGACCGCGAUGGUGAUACAAAUAUGAAGGAUUAA